AUGCUGCGGCCCGUGAUAGAUGGCGAGUACUGGUCUGGCCCAGACAGCAUCACAGUGGAGCCGCAACAGAGCAAGAACUACGAGCUGACCUACCGACCCCUGACCAUGACCCAGGAGGGAAAGAAACACACGGUAUGUAGACUGACGUAUUUUUUGUUUGAUUUGGUGAAUCACUACCCUCAUGAGUUCCUCUAAGACUCUAGUAGGCCCCUUGUGAUAUAGCAAAUUGUUAUGUUAGAAGGUAAUGAUCGAAUAGCACAAAAUUAUACCGGGUAUAAAGAAAGGGGCUUGGCGGUGAUCUUGACUUAGAUUCGCGCUGGUUCCUUUAUUUUUUGUGAGUUACACCAUAAGUGUAAAUUACUAUUUUGCGUCGAUGUUUUCCCUGAUGAAUGUAGUUGUAACAAAUACGAAGGUAUAGAUCUGGUUUCGUUUCCUGUACAGAUAUUUCUUUCUUCCACUUACAACUCCGAAAGGGAUAAAUGUUCCAUGAGUUUUGAAUGAAAGCUUGAGGCCGUUGCAGUGAUAGCUUAAUAGCCUGCGUUUCAGACGAAAUGUACCCCAUAUAUACCGGCCUUAACGUGCGUCUGUAACGAAAGUAAUACUUGCAAGUGAGUACCUAGUAGCGUUAUAUCAUCGUCAUAUCAACAACGAUGAAAAGAACCUGGUUGAGGGAAGUUUGUUUUGAUAGCGCACCCCCAGACCACAAAACCACCCAUAUUUUUGCGUAGUCAAGUGCGCGCGAACAGUCAAACAAAAGGCAUGGAGCGAGGUUGAAAACGGAGAGUGAGACUUGGCAUAGACGUUUUUUCCUCUCGCCUCACACUCCUCGCGCGUGGAGGCUCUGAUGUUCGCGCCUUGAAAAAGCGAUUUAAAGGAAAAACCGACUGUUUUGCAGUCUACUACACCGCUAACUUUCAACAUUUCUGUUUGCUACAGGGCUCUGUGUUUUUCGCCCUCCCGGAUGGCAAUGGGUUGUUGUACAAUGUGACAGGUAGCGCUGAGGGUCCGAAGCCAAUUAACAACAUACAAAGAGAGGUGCCUUGCAAAACGUUUUACACUGAAAUGCUGACUGUCACUAACUGGCUACGGCGACCUCAAAGGUUUGUACAGUUCUUUGUCUUUUUCCACCUCUCGUGGGAUUAUGUCUUUGAUUGUGUAGUAACAAGCUUGGCCCUAUGGUUGAUAAUGAGUACAAAGUAGAUUCUAUAGAUGGUGUACAUUCUAUUUAUGCCUAUGGAACAACUAGCUUUUACAGUGCGGUCAUCGUUUUCUCGGCCGUGAUAGGUUAUGAACGGUUUCAAAAAUGGACUCGCAUAUGUUAAUUGGAAGUGGUAAAAUUUAGAGGCCGAUGCGUGGUAUAUCAUUGCUGGCAACAUCGUGCGGUGGUGCUCACAACGUAAGUGCAGCAUUGGAGGCAACAUUACCCAUAGCCAAUUACGGACAUGUGUCACGAACAGUUGGUCUAACUUUUUGGUUAGGUUACCAACUUGUCACAUAACUGAAGCAAUGGAUGGGUCAUUCAGUUUAAUACUGUUCAAUUAAAUAUUGAGACAUUCUGUUGAUACUCGUAUAUUUCAAUAGAUUUCGCGUGAUUAUUGAGAUGUUGAAACCUGACAAACCUGACAGUGCUACCACACUGAAAGGACUAGACUACAUCGACGUGCCGGGUUUGUCCAAGCGUGAUUACAGGUUGAACUUCUUUGCGCAUAAAGAAGGAACUUUUAGUGCUAAGGUAAGGUCCAUGUGCUUGUGUAGUAUGCCUACCCUACCCCCAUCUAUCUUGAUUUUUCUGUGCCAUCUGGAUAAACCACUGCCACUGACUGCUUUCAAGGCGUAGCGGUUUGCUUCUGGUAUUAUUAAUUCCCUUUGAUGUGAUUACCCAAACGUUCAUAAGUCCAUUUUCUCUCAGUACUGACUGUUUCAACUUACUUUAACCUGCAGGUGAUCUUCCGUAACGAGCACGGUGGGGAAUAUUUAUUUUAUUACGUGACGUUCAAGGCAGUGGCUCCUGGGGUGAUGGCUACUAUUGAUCUGGCCACACCCAUACGAAAAAGUACCUCCCAUGUGGUGACGUUGCACAAUCCUCUCAGUACCCCUGUGACAUUCAACUCUCAGUGCUCCGUAGCAGACAUACAGCUUCCUCCGAGUUUCACUGUGCCUCCUUUAUCCGAGGUUUGUAUCUCAGUCCAUGUUGACGUGUUACUAGUGAGCAAAGACGUUUUUGAGCGAUGCACGUCAAACCGGAAGUGGACUUUUUUCGUGCUUAACCAGUGGUUUUGCCCAAAUUUUCGGGCAAAUCGUCUCUAGAAGAGUGAAGGCACUUAGCAAGACAAGUUUGGUAACGUCAAGACACUUUACAAUGAAAAAGACUUUACUUCCGGUUGACGCGCAUCACUCAAAAUGGCCUUUGCUCUCUACUGACACUUGUGAUCGACCAGGGAUCGCGGAUGGGAGGUUGACGUACAAAACCCUGUAACAUUACACCGUUAAAUAUCAACAUGUGCCUGUCGGCAUCCCCAUUGUGACUUGUUGAUUCUCUACCAAAUUCUCUUAUUUUCAGGUUUAAUGCCUUGCUUUGAAAGUUGAGACUUGUGCAUUUGUUUAUUUCAACUUUAUUUUCUUUGUAUUUGUGUUUGGUUAAUUAUGAUAUUUUGUUAAACUGAGAAAAAUAAGUGUUGAUCAAUUGAUUGAAUUGAUCCGUAAUAUAUGCCCCUGUCCCCUAUUUUCGCAGGGGUAAGCCCAAAUCCGCCUGCUUGGAAAAGCCACGGAUAAGAGCAAAAUACAGUUCAAACUUAAAAAGUUCGGAAAAAAAAAGAAAAAUUGGAUGCUUCUUCUGCUACAGCUUAUCAUUUACAGAAUGUUUAGAACAACUUGAAAUGACCUUGUAGUAUAUCAGAUUUGUAUUCUGAACUUACAGUUAGCAUAAAUCGUGAUUCUGACCAUGUCUCAAGUAUUAAUUAGUUUUUAUUCAUAUGUCUUUCAGGGCUCGUGUAUGUUUGAAUAUCUACCCCUGAAGGCCGGUGAAUUGAUUGGCCGACUGUCAUUUAGCAGUUCAGAACUUGGUGUUUACCAGUAUGAUCUAAACCUGACGGCUACCCCUGCUGGUUCCGAGGCUCCUGUUCACUUCCGCACCGCUCUGGGCUCUAGUCAAAGUCAGACUUGUCGUUUUGUGAAUUUUGCCAAGUCUAAAGUCGAGUACAGCUGUAAGGUAAUAACAGUUUAUGUUUUUGUUCGUGAGGCUUUUUGGCUGGUUACUGUCUUUUUUACUCUGAGGAAGUAGCCUGAGAAAGCAGGCGACAUACUUCUAGUUUCCCGCGAAGUGAGGUCUGAGGAACGAGCCCAGAAAUUCUUUACUGAUGAGGUGUCACUACCCAGAUCUGGGUAGUGCUUCUGAUUGAUCGUACCGCGAGGGAAAUUUGCUUCAGAAAAUCAGUGGCACUCCAGAUCCCAGAUCAGAAAGCAGCUGUUAGAAAUAGCGUGUGCGUUUAUACGUUUAUGCGACUCGAGAUAAUGCGUUUGACGUCGAAAGGUUUUUUGCCGUGAAGACUAAAAUACUAUCCUUGCCGUUUUAUUUAAUUUACCAUUUGACUGUAUCAUUGCUUGAUAGAACUAGUUCCAAAAAGACCCAUUACGUUAGCGAGACUAUUUAAAAUUGUAUUUACUUGUGAUUAUUUUAACCUGAACGUGGCCGUAUCAGGCAAAUUGAUAAUUAUGUGAAUAAAAUUGAAAGAGACUAGGUAUCAUAUAAGUACUGAGUUUUCCCCUAGUCUUUGCUGCAACUGCGUAUUUUUUUGCAACUCAACUUAUAAAUUAAACUGACCGCCUCAACGUUUCAUUUCAGGUGGAUAGUACGGACUUCCACGUGGAAAAGUCAAUCACCGCUGCUUCGGCGUCGAGCGGCGGUACGGAAGUCGGCGUGGAAGUAACGUAUGAACCGUCCCGUCUGGGUGAUACCCGUGGGACGCUAACCGUCUUCUCGGCGGUUGGGGGUGAAUACGUGUUUCCUCUGUUUGGUCACUGUAGCCCCCCUAAGCCUCAAGGACCGUACUCAAUCAAGGCUGGCGCUACUACAUCGAUCCCAUUCAAGAACGUGUUUUCACACACCACUCAGUUCACCUUUUGUGUGGAUAGUCCUUGUUUUAAUGUCAAGGCAAGCGAGAGUAUUCGCGGAAAAAAGAUCCACAAUGUCAUUGUCGGCUUUGAGGGAAACCAUGGUGGUUCCAAGGCCCCGCGCAUGGGAAGACUUAUGGUCACGUGCCCCAGGAGUGCAGGUGGUGCUGGAAAUGUCGCGUGGACUUUCUAUUUAAAGGGUGUAACGCCGUGA
Porites evermanni is the source of this 4324-nucleotide messenger RNA. Lineage: Eukaryota; Metazoa; Cnidaria; Anthozoa; Scleractinia; Poritidae. The record is from the annotation of a GenBank genome assembly.